UCGAGGGGCUACUUGCUGCCAUCGGCGAUCAUGCUGGCCGUUGAGGUGGUGGACGACAGCCGCCUGGAUCAUCUUCCAGCGAGACCCCCGACACCCCCUCAAAGAAAAGGGUCCGAAUGCGAUGCCCAGCUGAGAUUGGCACCCGAGACCGUCGUUGCACUCCGAAACCUCCAUACACCACCAAACGCAAAUACUCCUUCGGCACUAGGGAGUUCUCGCCGGAAGAAGGUCGAGUUUUCGGCGCAGACUGAAUACAGAGAGCCGCUUGAAUACCAGGGCAACGAGAAUGUCCGCCGCCAACGAACCCCCGCGUCCAUACCGCAUCUUUCGGCCCCCGUCAAGUCCAUACUAAAAGUCACAUCCUCACCUGCGCCGAAUCCGCUUGAUCCAGCAAACGGCUGCAGCCCUGGCGGCAUCAAUCUGCCUAGUAUGCUGGAAUCAUCUCUCGCCGAACUAGCCGGCAACGACCGUGACGCCAAGGUCGAUGCCUAUACCAUGAUCGUCCGGGCGCUCAAGAUCUCCAACAACCUCCCCGAUCGCAUCGCUUUGCAAGACAAAAUGCCACUGUUUAUGCAGUUCAUCCAGCGUGAUAUCUCGACAAAUAACGGGGACGUUUCUCUGGUCAACCAUGCCUACCGCCUGCUUACCACUUUUCUUCACUUUCCUGCCAUUGCCUCUACCAUCGAAAAUGAGUCCGCCGUCUUUGUAAUCGACCAUUGCAUCAAAAUCCUUACAGAUGCGUCACUUUCGAAAGAAAUGGCCAAGAAUGUCCUCCUGAUCCUCUCAGCGCAAAGCUUCUCGCUCAAGGUCAUGACCUCGGAUCGUGUCGGAAAAGUUGUCACAGCCUUGCACUCCAUUCCAGACAGUAUCAUGGAUAACAAGAAUGCGUUCAUUGGCCGUAUGUCGGCAUACAGGAAUUUAGUCAAAAGAUACAAGGCUUCGAUGGUUCAACAUUCGGAAUGGUUGCUCGACUUUUUCAUGGCCAUGGUCACGACCAAGAAGGAGGUCCUCCCUGAGAUCAUACGUUAUGUCGAAGACAUAACCUUUAUGCUCUGCACGGAGAAGCAUUUUGUUCGGAAGGUGCUUGCAUUCCUUCAGCAACCAUUUCCCACCCAGGAUUCAAGCUCGUUUGUCGAGUGGUUUGAGGGCAAGCUUCAGGAGAUGUUGUUGAACCAAGAGACAUGCCGUUUUGUUCCCGUCACCUGGAGUGUUGUGACUCUGCUGCUACCCAACAUCGGUGAAUGGGACUUGUUCACCAAAUGGAUGAGACUCAUAAUGGCCUGUUUCAACCACAAACUGAUUCAUGUUCAAAUUGAGGCCAAUCGUGCCUUUCCCCGGCUUGCAUAUGCUUUUUUGAAUGGCAAUCCCUCUGUUGGUAAGAAGCACCUAAGCCUGCUCUGCUCGCCAUACAACGCCGCUCAGAAACGUGCGGCUGGCGUCGGGAAGGAAUUCGAUGAGCUAGCCGAAGCCAUCAUCAACGGCAUAUACGCAUUGCUAUUUUUGAUCUUCAAGCCCCCUUCUGCGCCGGUCAAGCAAGGCGACCUGGAGCGUUAUUGGGAUCAAGCCCUUACACCAGUCAUGCGAAGACUUAUGGAAAAGAAGAUGAAUGGCAGAGACACAUCCGCGCAUGUCAUCGUUAUUUUGACUGGGCUUUUCGACUGCUCUAUCCAGAGAGUGUGGAACCCGGAGCGCAUCUUUGACCGUUCCCCUAUCAGUCCUACAGAGUUGCUCGCCAUCGACCCCAAGUGGCUUCGACGUAACUCUGGGAGAGUGUUUACUGUUCUAGAGCCGAUACUGAGAAAGUCUUACCAAGAGCUGUCAAACACUAGGAGUGCGACUCAUGCUCUAUGGCGUGCCCUCCUUGGAGCCGUGGCCACAGCGGGCUCCAAGGAGAUCAAGGUCUCUGCCGAAACUGCUGGCUUCUUGGGUCAUGCCAUCGGGCUUCUUGGGAGAAUUUGGGCCGAUGGUGUGCCAAUGCUGCAAUGUCAGAGCGGGGGCUCUGUGCAAUUCCUGGCCAGCACCAGAGAAUAUAUUCUGGUGAUGACCGACAAGCUUGGACGCUUGCCCUUUACGGAGAAGGUAUUGGCAAUGGACCAAGAUAGAACCUUUGUCCCUUCAACGCCGUCACAACGCUUUGGCAAACAUCAAAAAAGCUCGCGAGCCACUAUUCAUCACAUGUUCUUGAUCUUGGUCCACCUCCCGCCAGGUGUACUAGACAACGAUGAUCUCGUUGACUUUUUUCGAACAGUCUUCACUCCUUUGCUCAACGCGAGAGACGCGCAAGCUCGCAAGAGCGCAGCUCAGGAGUUGAUCCAGCUUAUUCCCGCAGACGCUCUAUGCCCAGCAGCGCCUUGGUCUUUUGUUGCUGAGCUGAUUGCUGCGGGGAUGGAAUCAGCAAGCAUCCACAGUACCCCUAGCAGCUUGGGCAACGAUGUACUGCUUGGACAGGAGUAUCGAGAAGUUGUCAAGAUUCUGGAGCGAGGUCUGAGGCGUACUCAAAACCUUCCUUGGCCGAGAUGGCAAUCUUUGUACGACUCCUUACACAAGCAGGUACGGCAAGCAGCCGGGGAUGCUGGAGUUGCAAUUAUUCUCAUCGAACCUUUAGCAAAGAUUCUUUUGGACGAGCUUCCAGAAGAUGGGUCGCUACCGUUGCGUAGCGUUGGAGGUUUCAUCGAUCUAAUCUCUUCGGCCACACAGCCGCGGGAUCGACAAGCUCUAGAUGUCGCUCGCCGCAAUCUUUGGGGCACUUCAGCUACAGGCUCCAGAUCCGUAUUGUAUGCUCCUUUUGAAAACCUCUACAGCCUUGCGAAUUCGGUACUGGUUCGUCUUUACAGCCUAAAGGAAGACUCAGAGGAUGCAGAAAAUGCUACAGUUACCUGUUUAAAUGAAGUCGAAAAGUUUCUCGGCAGAUGCACACGACAGCUUGAACUUCAAACCCUAAGUACAUUACAGCUAGGUCUUGUUCCCUGGAUUCGGGAUGAGAAUACUCGACUCAACAGCCGUCUGUCGAUACCGGCUGUCGAAGUAGCAAAAUCUCUUUGGGAUCGUGUCUUAGUUCUUAUAAGCACUAUCGACACCCAUGAAAAAUUGCCUCUUGCCGCUUUAGAGGAUCUUUUGUGCGCUGCCUUCGAGAGCAAACACAGACAUAUUGUCAAUUCAGUAUCGACUCUAUGGAACAAGAUGGUUGAGAACGCCGAGAACAUAUCAUACCCCGAUAAAUUGAAGGCCGUCCUGGUCUCUCGACAUCAUUUCAUAGAUAUUAACCUUCCCGGAAUCGACUUGUCCCAAAGCACAGCAUCUGCUGCACAUGCACAGGGGCUAGACAUGAUUGACACCCAAGAGGACAUGAACAUGUUGAAUACGGACUCAACAAAGUCAAUAUCACUCGUAAAGAAGGGUUUAACCCCGGUUAAGACUUCCGUGAGCAGAAGACAAAGUCCUAGAAAAACACCGUCCGCUUCGAGCGGGAUCAGGAAGUCGUCAGUGAAUAAGCGACGGAAAGCAAAAGCAAGCCCCAGGCUGCGUCACGAUGACUCGCAGGUCGAUUUCGCCCCUAUCGAUUCGUCGCCUUCUGCAGUGACUUUUGAUUCCCAAGUCCUCACUGAGCGGCAGAAGGAGGUUCGGGCGAGACAGAAGGCCGCAGCUGCUAUGUUGCCCGAGAUUGUGGAUGAUGAGGUGCAAAAUAUCAACAACUCUGUAUCAGGUCCUUCCCUGCAGCCGGUGCCGCAACCGUCAUCCCCGGCCAACCGGGACUUGCCUCGGGCGUCUACGCCUGAGAAGACUGGAAUAUUCGAUGACUAUGUCAGUUCCACGCCCACCCCUCGGCGUGGCCAGCUUCUGCACAUAAUCGACAUUGACAACACCGAUCCGCCAUCAUCGCCACCGGAGCCCAGGAGAUACCCACUGAUCCCUGAACUCAAUGUUAGGGGUAGCAAUAGCGGUCUUGUAGACGAUUGGCAACUGUCGUCAUCUCCGCCGUCUGGCACUCCUGAACCUGAGCCUGACAUAUCAGAAGGGCCGGCUGCUAUGCUGGUGCACUACGACGUCGACAGUGAAAUGAUUAUCGACGAGACUGAGUACGAUCUCGGACGGAGUGAGGAGGUCUUAGAACCAGUGGAUGAGAAACGAGACUCUGUCAACAAAUCCACACCCUCGAGACAACAGCGGUCUGCCAAUAGACAUACAAGACAGUCUACGCGACUAUCGCUACCAGCUACUCCACGCCGGAGCCGCCGGUUCAACAAAUCUGCCCAGGGGUCCCCCAAAUUGGACGAUGAUGUAUCUGUCGAUGCUUUAAUCAGUCCAAAAGCGGUUUUGUCCCCGACAGAUCCCACGCCGACGGAUGACACAUCCUUUGAACAAAGCAUGCUCAGGCUUGUGGUUGAACUAGACAGCCAGGAUCGACCAGUCACGAACUUUGUUGAGCCUACACCUUCGCCUGAAAAGAACACUACUGUGCAGUCAAGCUGCGCUGCUGUUCAGGAUGCUCACGACGAAAUUCAGCAACACAGCAACUCAAGUACUGCUCAGUUGGAAUGCAUUACCGUGGGUCGGAAGCACUUGAGACGGGGACGCGGACGACCUCCCAAAUCAAAAGAAGGCUCAGCGUCACAAUCGACUGAACCUUCUGAAAUUUUGGAGCCUAAUUUGGAAGACACGCCUGAUCUGUCUCCUAGCAAACAGAAGCGAAAGAGGCAAUCAUCAUCCGUGGCCGAGGAUAGUGCCAACAUAAGUCCCAAGAAACCCAAGCACCGACAAGCCUCGGAGAGCCAACACGAGAUCCCCGACAGUCAGGCGACGGGUCAGCUGGCAGUCCCAGGGGCAACAUCACAAGCGAGGACUAGAGGUGCGACGGCACGAGGAAAACACGCAUAUCAGACAGUCGCCGCUGCCGAAUGUUCGCAGCAGGAAGUUGAAGAGGGGCUGGAUGUCAUUCCCGACGGCGGUGUAGUAGCAGACACCGAGUCGCAGAUUCAAUCGCAGAUUGCGCUAGAGGAGGCGGAGAGCCGAAAGGCGGAAAGAAUCAUCACGCACGAGGAGGCUCACGGGGCCAUGGUGAUAGAGAUCUCCAACCAGGUCUCAGCUGCGGGCGUUGCCCUUGCAGAAGUCUCAGAAGAGCAGAGUAAGUCCAAUAAGUCGGCCAAGUCGCCAUUCGCAACUAUUUUGGCGAUGCUGAAGGGAGGCUUGGGAGCCCUUCGGGGGGCGGAAUUGUCCAGAAGCGAGGUGUCAGAGCUUGAGGACAUUUGUAUGGAUUUCAAACGUGAGCUAUAUGCUGCAGAGAAAAGGGGCAGAGCUUGA
Messenger RNA from Pyricularia pennisetigena, 5298 nucleotides. RefSeq lists its product as uncharacterized. The record is from RefSeq and is a predicted model, not a curated record. The transcript is spliced from 3 exons. The coding region runs from base 31 to 5298 and encodes 1755 amino acids. Gene Ontology annotation, cellular component: nucleus. NCBI's taxonomy places the organism in Eukaryota, Fungi, Ascomycota, Sordariomycetes, Magnaporthales, Pyriculariaceae. Gene Ontology annotation, biological process: telomere maintenance.